AACGAGACCACCACCAACAACAAAAUACACGAAACAAAGAAUCAAAGAAAGAACAACUCGACGCUUGCAGGCAAUCAACAGACUACAACCGAACGAUUCACCAUGAUUAAGGCAAACUCAAGGGAAAAUACCAAGAAAACGGCUCCCGCCAGCAGUUCGGGGGGUUCCUCCGAUGGGCAUUCCGACCUGCAUUCUUCCAUCACGCCCGAGGAAGACAAGAUGAGCAGGGGAGUCGUUUGGGGACGCCUUCUGUUCUCGGUAUGCCUACUCGUCCUGGUUGGAAUUCUGGUUGGAUCUCUCUACUGGUACGACAGAGCCCGGAAGGCCGACGACAUACAGCGCGCCAACGAGCACUACGAAGUCAUCAUGAACCGGGCAAUGAUCUCCACGGCGCGAUUGAUGACGAACCGCCUCGAGGGAGCCAGCGCCAUGGCCAGUCUUGCCUCAUACGCUGCGCCCACGAAAGAGGAGUGGCCCUUCGUGAGGGUCGAUUCCUGGUGGGCCGUUGGGGAGAAGGUUCAGGUGGCGGGCCUGAACGGGGGGUACUCUCUCGCCCCGAUCGUGACGCCGGAGAAUCAGGUGGACUUUGAGGUCUUUGCCGAGGAGUUUUUGAACGAGACCUACCCCGGCGAAGAGUCGGGGGUCAGUAGCUUCGGCUUUGGCAUCUGGUGCAAGAACAAGACGACCGAAUCGGAGGACACGAAAUACCACCACACGAACGGAUUCCCAUAUUCCUACGAGAGCGAGAACGCAUUUGCAACCCCCAAGUACCAGCACACAAAGGGGAACCACCGGCUGCUUAUGAUGGACGUACACUGCUUUCCCCAGCAGGGAAAGAGCAUCGACGAUGCCUACACCUGCAGCAAGAACCGGGCGGCGAUGAAACUAGCACCAAGCGAAAGCGGGGAAGCGAGCACCGACUUUGCGAACGAGAACUGCCAGGCGCUGUCCGAUCUGACCCCGCCGAAGGAUCCACUCGCUCGGACGGGGCCCGGGGCCUUUGUAUCUACCUGCGUUUUUCCGGCCAGGGACAGCUCCGAGUGCGUGGCCAUGAUUUUUGCCAAGAUGAACAUCUACGAGGUCCUCGACGACACCUUUCCGGAUUUCGUGGGCGGCAUCGAUUGCRUCGUCGACACGACCUUCAGCACCGCAUCGUACCGAAUGGAGAACGGCCUGGCCAUGUACCGGGGCGACGAGGACGUCCACGACGAGGCUUACGACGACAUGGGGGUGUCGAUGCGGCUCUUUUCGGGAUCGAACCUCACCGAUGGCUCGAUUUCUUACUACAUGACGUGUUACCCGACCGACGAGUUCUACGAGGACUACAGCACGGAGACUCCCUGGGCCGCCAUCGUCGGGGUGGUCUGCAUCGUCGCCGGCUUGUGCGUUUGCUUCUUCCUUUACGACUACUGGGUUCGCCGUGAAUUCCGGGUCAAGAAGGAACUCUUGAAGGCAAAGCGCCAGUUUGUCCGGUUUGUCUCGCACGAGGUCCGAACGCCCCUCAACUCGGUCUGCAUGGCCCUCACGCUGUUGCAGGAAGAAAUUGCACAGUCCCUGGGAUACGACACGAUCGAAGACAUGGAAAAGGUCCACACCCACGUCGACGAAGCCACGAGUGGCACCGUCGAUGCUGCUGCGAGCACCGGUACCGGUGCCACGGCUGCCGACCCCUCCGGGAGCAACAAAAAGAUGCUGGAGAUCGGGUGGUUCAAUCUGGCAAAGGAAGUUCAGGUCAACGCGGAAAGCUCCGUCGAGGUACUAAACGAUCUGCUCAAUUACGACAAGGUAGAGUCGGGAAAGCUGGCGUUGGAACUGACCGCGAUUCCCAUCUGGGACACGAUCCGGCAGACGGUUUCCGAGUUUCGGUUGCCGGCACAGUCGAAGGACAUCAAGCUCGAYCUGAGUUUGCCAACAAACGCGGCUCCCACCGACGGCACGAGCAUCGAAUCCCCAAUCCCCCUCAAGGACCGAAAGGUGGUCGGAGACUCGAUCCGGCUGGUGCAAGUCGUUCGAAACCUGGUGUCCAACGCCAUCAAGUUUACUCCGUCGGGGAAAUCGGUGAACGUCAACGUCCGAUGGGUCCCUAGCCCCCCGGAGCAAACCCAGGACAACCGAACCUUCCGGUACAAGACGAACGAGAUAGUCUCCGUCCCUCCGUGYGGAGAAAUGGUCCUUUCCGUGCAAGACGAGGGCGCCGGAUUGAGCCCGGAACAGCUCUCGAAGCUCUUUGGGGUGGGGGUCCAGUUCAACGUCAACCAGCUCCAGGCCGGAAACGGAUCGGGACUGGGCCUCUUUAUUGCCAAGGGCAUCAUCGAGCAGCACGAGGGCACCCUGGUCUGCCACUCGGCGGGCCUCGGCCGCGGGACGAGCUUUACCGUCACGCUCCCCGUGUACAACAUCCCCGAUCCCGUACCCGAGCACCCGGAGGUCGACGACUACUUCCAGSAGACGUACCACCAGAGCUCGCUGAAAAUUCUGAUCGUCGACGACGCGCGGUCGAACCGAAAACUGCUUCGGCGGCUGCUGACCAAGCGGGGCAACGUCUGCGACGAGGCCGAGAACGGGCUGGAGGGCGUCGAGAUGGUCAGGGCCGCCGCCGWCAAGGGUGGGAWCCAAUACGACCUCGUUCUGCUCGACUACGAAAUGCCCGUUAUGAACGGGCCRGUGGCCGCCACGAAGAUCAGAGAAAUUCUUGCGAGCAAGGAGCAGCACUCGUUCCUUGUCGGCAUCACCGGAAACUUUAUGGACGAKGACAUUCAGUAUUUCAAGCAGUGCGGUGCAAAUGCCGUCCUGCCAAAGCCCUUCAAGGUUCAAGAACUAGAAAACCUCUGCGUCGAAUACCACAUCACCGGAAGCAUUGCAACGGGGGAAGGAAAAUCCGUGAAACUGGAAAUGCCAGAGCUAUAAAAGUUACAAAACACUGACAUUUAUUUGCAAUUUGAUUAUUGUAUGUGAGMCGYAGCUUUUGAACAAAAAGAAAUUACCAGUUUGAGGGUUACUUCGGCGAUAACAAGGUCGAUCCUCCUGUGAAGAAAAAGCUACACUGAAUCAUUGAAAAACAAGCAAGAAGUAGGGAAUGGUAUCCAAAAUUUUGUUUGAAAUAACACUCGUAAACUACUCUCCGCAGCAUGCAYUUCCUCCUAAAUACUAGUAAUAAUAAAAAAUAAWAGUUGUACCGUGAGGUAUUUGGAAAGAGGAACUAUAUUACUGAAAAUGGCAAGGUGGAUCCUCUUAAUAUAAUAAUAGCAUUUAAACAUCCAAAAACAAAUGGGUAAUAGAUUACAAAAACAUUG
Molecule: messenger RNA, 3293 nt
Organism: Pseudo-nitzschia multistriata
Lineage: Eukaryota; Bacillariophyta; Bacillariophyceae; Bacillariales; Bacillariaceae
Source: the annotation of a GenBank genome assembly